Penaeus indicus is the source of this 1772-nucleotide messenger RNA. RefSeq names its product circumsporozoite protein-like. The record is from RefSeq and is a predicted model, not a curated record. The transcript is spliced from 4 exons. Lineage: Eukaryota; Metazoa; Arthropoda; Malacostraca; Decapoda; Penaeidae. Bases 98 to 871 code for a protein of 257 amino acids.
AUUUGCAUUAUAAAUAGGUGAGACCUCCAGUGUUUUCUUCAGUCCUCUGGUAGAUGGUGCCAGCUGGUGCCAUCUAUUGUCAGCCACAGAGGGCAAGAUGAAGCUCUACUUGCUUUUGUUUAUCUUCGUGGUGGUUCACGGGGAGCUGGCCGGAUCGCCCGACGAUGGCGCGCUGUCCGUCGAGGCCGAUGGGACGGGGACGGGGAUGCAGAUGGCGAGGAGCCUCCGGGACCUCGAAGAAGAAAGGGACUUGAGGAGAUUUGGCUUCUUUAGGAAAGUCUUCAAAGGAAUUAAGAAAAUCGGAAGGCGCAAGAGCAUGCGACGCCGGGAUAACGAUGACAGCGAAGAUUAUGAAGAACGAGAGAGACGAGGACUUGGGAGGAAGUUCAGAAAGAAAAUGAAGAAGCUGAAAAAGAAAAUGAAGAAAAUUAAGAAAAUGAAAAAGAAAAUGAAGAAGAAAAUUAAGAAAAUGAAAAAGAAAAUCAAGAAAAUGAAAAAGAAAAUGAAGAAGAAAAUGAAGAAACUUAAAAAGAAAAUGAAGAAGCUGAAAGGCAAAAUGAAGGAAGUAGGGAAAGUGAUAGGAUCAGGAAUGGAACAAGAAAAUGCUAUGAAGGGUGAAGGUGAUGGAAACGGAAAUGUUGAAGGAGGAGGGGAAUCCGGUGGAGGAGAACCUGCCGCAGGAGGAGAAGAACCCGCCGCAGGAGGAGAACCCGCUGCAGGAGGAGAAGAACCCGCCGCAGGAGGAGAACCCGCCGCAGGAGGUGAAGAACCCGCCGCAGGAGGUGAAGAACCCGCCGCAGGAGGUGAAGAACCCGCCGCAGGAGAAAACGCCGAGGGAGGAGGAGAGGCAAGCGAGGGCCAGGCAGCGUGAGGCAAAGAAGCAGCAGACGGCUCCAGCGAGUGCGAGAAACCGGAAGAUGACUAAAAACAUCCAUGGAGUUGGAGUAAAGCCACAGGUGCUCAACUGCCCUAACAAACUCCUGCCACCCAAACUAUUAGUGUGACUAAUAGUUAUGGUCGCGUCAGGGAGGGUGGUUUUAUACAACCGGUUGCCUUAGAAGCCUCGACUCUGAUUGGUGCCUUGACGAUGACAGGUUCCCUUCAUGACUAUCCGAAAGGUCUCGCCAAUUUUUGUUCUUUUGAUCUCAGUUGUGAUUCUGAUAUUACUACAUGAUACUAAUAGUUUAUGGAUCCAUGUUAUCUUUGGGUCCAUAAAAUACGAAAUCAGUGAAUAUAUGUCUAUGGAAUAUAAGUUAUUACACCGUUCACAGAAGUUGUUAUCAUUUUUAAUGUUAUUAUUACUAUCAUGUUAUUAUUGUUAUUAUUAUCAUCAGCAUCAUCAUUAGCAUUAUUAAUACAUUCCUUAUUCUUUAUAAGUUAUUAAUUUUGAUAUAGAUAACAUCAUUAUAUAAGUGUGGUCAUCUUCUUGUUUAUAUUAUCAUUAGUAAUGACGUCUUUCACCUUACUGAGAUUGUUGUUAUUAUUGAUUUCACUUUCAUAAGUUAUUAUUUGUUGAAAUGUGACCAGUAUGCAUUCCAUAACACAUAUUACUGUAUUUGUUAAUAUUAGUAUUUGACAUGUUCGUUGACAGAUUAUCAUGCAGUUGUAUCACUUUCAGUGAACUCUGAAUAUAAUCAAUUUUAAGCAAAUGCUCUUUUUUUACUAUAUUUUCUGCAUCAGAUCUCUAAAACAAAUAUAUGAAAAAAUGAGUAUGUGAAAAAUUAACUGUUUAGAGUUUACCGUUAAUUGUCUAAUAAAUUUCAGCAAACAUA